Molecule: messenger RNA, 540 nt
Organism: Xenopus tropicalis (tropical clawed frog)
Lineage: Eukaryota; Metazoa; Chordata; Amphibia; Anura; Pipidae
Gene: ifnl3.4
Product: interferon lambda 3 gene 4
Exons: 5
Coding region: 1-540 (179 amino acids)
Biological process (GO): positive regulation of immune response; innate immune response; defense response to virus
Cellular component (GO): extracellular region
Molecular function (GO): signaling receptor binding; cytokine activity
Source: RefSeq, marked provisional
AUGGAAAUUCCUAUCAGACUGGCCGCCAUGAUGGUCCUGCUGGUGACAGUGACAGCGCAUCCACACAGAAGGCACUGCCACAUGUCCAGAUACAGAUCUGUGUCCCCCAGUGAUAUAAGGGCAGUCAGACGCCUGCACAAUGAACAUGAGAAAAGCCCUUUCAGCGAUGGGAUAAAAUGUCAGAAGAAACUGUUUCGCCAGAAGGCGUCUGUAUGUGACCUGAAGGCAAGUGACAGACUGAUUCUGACUCUGGAGAGAGUUACCAUGGCUGUAGAUGUGCUGACAAACAUAACAGACUCUCCACUUAGUGAAUUCGUAUCCAAGCCGCUUGAGUUUUUCCAUAGCCUGGAAGAUGAUCUGAAGCACUGUAGGAAGUCUCCAUUGUACAGUGACCCUCCCUCCCAACAGCUGAUGCCAUGGCUGAACCAUCUCAAGCAUUUCAGGGAAAGGGUUUCCUCUCAGUGUGUGCAGGAUGCCGUGUUACUCAGCCUAACCCAGCUCCUAAUUGAAGAUGUAAUGUGUUGGGCUAAUAAGGAAUAA